Cladocopium goreaui is the source of this 2353-nucleotide messenger RNA. NCBI's taxonomy places the organism in Eukaryota, Dinophyceae, Suessiales, Symbiodiniaceae. The record is from the annotation of a GenBank genome assembly.
GUUGGAGCAUCUUCGAGGAGGUCAUCCUGGCAUGUUUAGAGACAGCCGCUGCAGCAUGUUUUAGGUGGAGACAGCGCAGCCCGGCGGCAGCCCAGCAGCAGCAGCCCAGCAGCAGCCAAACCAGCAGCAGCCAACGAGCAGCCAAGCAGCAGCCAAGCAGCAAGCAGCCCAGCAGCACAGGCAGGGAGCAGCCAAGGAGAGCAAGGAGCAGCCAACGAGCAGCCAACGAGCAGCCAACGAGCAGCCAACGAGCAGCCAACGAGCAGAAGGUUGCAGGAGCAACCCAGCAGCAAACCAGCAUCAGCCAACGAGCAGCCAAUGAGCAGCCAACGAGCAGCCAAGCAGAAGCGAAGCAGCAGCCCACCACAGGCGGGGAGGAGCACAAGGGGCAGCCAAGGAGCAGCCAAGGAACAGCCAAGGCGCAAGGAGCGCCAAGCAGCAGCAGGCAAGCAGCCAGCCAAAACCUGGGAGAUCCACGGGGGGUUUGGAGAUCCACUGGUUUGGAGACCCACUGGUUUCGGGAUCCACUGGGUUCCCCGGCACCAGCACCACCGGUGCAUUCCUCUUCGACAGCGAGCAUGCCGGGGGUGACGUCGUUGAGGUUGGUGAGACAGUGCUCGCACUGCGUUCAAAACGCACAAUUCACGAUCCACCUGAUGGAGAUCAUGCAGUCCACAUGCUGGAAAUUCCACAAGACUCGUGUGCUUACUGAAUGCUGCCGAGUGCAAUGCAGAAGGCAGAUCAGUGUUUUGGACCGCGACUUGUACGGUGAACCUUUACCCGCCCGCGGGAGCCCUGCUCGUGUCGUCGUGACACUUCCGGUUCUUUUCUCUGAUUUGUUUUGUGGGUUUCGGCGGCAUGCCGAGUACGCUCUGACAAGUUUGGCCCGCUGGUUUGGAGAUCCACCCGGUUCUGGCUUGAUUGGAGAUCCACGGGAGAUCCGCUGGCUGGGAGAUCCACUGGUUUGGAGAUCCACUGGUUUGGCCCGCUGGUUUGGAGAUCCGCCCGGUUCUGGCUUGAUUGGAGAUCCCAAUGCCGGCGUGGGGAUCCACUGGUUUGGAGAUCCACUGGCCGGACACGCGGCCGUGGACGUGGAGAUGGGAAGGGUAAAGGACGUGGUCGUGGCCCUGGAGAUGAUGGCCAAGAUGACGAGGAUUGGCAACGCAAGACAGUACUGUCCCUCAAUCCUUUGCAUUGAUAUGAGCAUGGCUUUGCAGGACUGUGACUCGAACCGUGAAAUUCCUCUGCGGGUGGAAGACAAUGGAGUUUCCUCACACUACAUGCUGAGUCGCCGAGGUCUCCUGAUCCGCCCCCUGCCUGAGGGCCCUUUGCGUGAUGCAGCCUGCGCACAAUUCAAGUUCUUGGGCUGGUUGAUGGGCCACGCGCUCGUGGAUGGAUGCAUCCUUCCUAUGCCUCUUACUGAGGAAUUCUUCGCUUUGCUUUUGGGGCACAAAUUGAAUGCCAAGAGUCUGCCGCACCCAGGAGAUGGGUUGGCCGGCGAAGUUCUGGGUACAUUGGUGGAUUUUCCACAGCAUGUGCCAGGCCAGCAGAAGUGGGCUCUUGACGACUAUUUGAAGUUUAUGGGCGUCAGUUACUUGGAGACUGGGCUGGGUGGAACUGCCCUGUGUCCUGAUGGUGACAAUAUUCCAGUUACCGUGGACAAUGUGGAUGACUUCUUGGAGCAGGUCACGACGUUUUGGUUUGACACCGGGGUACGAGCACAGGACGACCGGUUGGCCAACAAAGAGUUGAAAAGGCCUGCGCAAACAACGCAAGUGCUGCAGCUCAUCGCCUUGGCUGCAGCUCUUUCUGUUUCGAAAGCAGAAGAAGGAGAAAAAACUGAUGCGGAUGGAUCCUUUUCUUUUGAAAUUAUUGUGAUCUAUACUCUUCUGGUUAUCUUUCUUACUCUGGUGGCGCAGCGUCUAUAUUGGAUGUUGCAGUACGGGGAGCCGAAUUCGUCAUACGACGGUGUGUUUUUCGAGCUCAACCUGGAAGUCACGCCGAUGAUGCUGUGGAGGAAAAUGAGCCAUCUCGAAGAGAUCGCCUUGAACCUUUGGUGGAAGAAAGUCCCACUGCCACGGGAGGAGAAGAUCCAGGACAUGUCGCUCCGCAACCAGCUCAAUAUUAUGAAGCCGAGUGAAGAGAGAUUGAACAGGAAGAGCGAUUGGUACGAGAGGAGGUUACUCAAGCUCUUCCAGGUGACCCUCGUCUCGGACCUCUUCAACCUCAAACUCUGCGACGCAGAGACCCAACGCCGACAUUACCAGAACUUCCCGUUAAGGAGCCAAAAGCGGAGCCGAGUCCAUCUUCUGCGCCGAGAACGCUUACACUUGCGGCGACUCCACUUGCAACU